This is a messenger RNA of Manacus vitellinus (golden-collared manakin), 4241 nucleotides long. RefSeq names its product Scm polycomb group protein like 2 (gene SCML2). Lineage: Eukaryota; Metazoa; Chordata; Aves; Passeriformes; Pipridae. The transcript is spliced from 16 exons. The record is from RefSeq and is a predicted model, not a curated record. Gene Ontology annotation, biological process: regulation of DNA-templated transcription. Gene Ontology annotation, cellular component: nucleus. The coding region runs from base 152 to 2371 and encodes 739 amino acids. Gene Ontology annotation, molecular function: protein binding.
ACGACUUCGAGAGGGUGUGUUGCACGGGGAGUCAUAUUUUGGAUGUUCUGAAGAAAGUGGUUUAAGAAACUGUUGUGCUGAAAGGAAGAAUUAACUGGUCUUUCAACUUCAGCCUUUUUAUUGUGAGAGGGAAGAUCACAGAAGUGUUACCAUGGGGAGAACAGCAGUUAAAGAUUCAAAGAAUAUUAAAAAAGAGAAAGAUGGAAAGAAUCAGCAGGCAAACAACCCGUCUUUAAAAAGUGAACAGUUUAAUUGGGAUGACUAUCUGAAAGAGACUGAAUCAGUAGCUGCCCCUCUACAUUGUUUCAGACAGUCUAGAAUUCCACCUACGAACGAUUUCAAAGUUGGUAUGAAACUGGAAGCCCGUGAUCCUCGCAAUGUUACCUCAGUUUGUAUAGCUACAGUCAUUGGAAUCACUGGUGCCAGGCUAAGGUUGCGGCUGGAUGGAAGUGACAACAAAAAUGACUUUUGGAGGCUUGUGGAUUCCUCAGACAUACAGCCCAUCGGGACCUGUGAAAAGAAAGGGGGCAUGCUCCAGCCUCCACUGGGGUUCCAGAUGAAUGCAUCAUCUUGGCCAACGUUUCUCUUAAGAACUCUCAAUGGAGCUGAAAUGGCACCUGCAGCAUUCUUUAGGAAGGAACCGCCAAAACCUGUGCCAAACUGCUUUAAAGUUGGAAUGAAACUUGAAGCUAUAGACAGAAAGAACCCAUACUUGAUUUGCCCAGCAACCAUUGGAGAUGUUAAAGGAGAUGAAGUUUUUGUUACAUUUGAUGGCUGGAGAGGAGCAUUUGACUAUUGGUGCAGAUGUGAUUCUCGAGAUAUUUUCCCAGUUGGAUGGUGUAGCUUGACAGGAGAUGCAUUACAACCACCAGGGAACGAUGUUUCCAUUACAAAGAGCAGUGCAAAAAUCCAAUCUUCCCCUUCCAAAGUGACCCGGCGUUCAAUGCAGUCUCCACAGAAAUCUGCUCCAGUACCAGCACAGCGAGGCAGGAAACCAGGUCGGGGCAAACCCCCUGGACAGUCUGCAGUUCCCAAGAAGGGCCGGUCUCCUAAAAAUAUUCCCCUGACAAAAAGCACCUCUCAUACUGAAAAUCUUAAAACAAGGAAAAAAAGUUUAAAACCUGGAAAAAAGAAAAAAAUCUUGCCAGAAAAAACAACUCCUGCAUCUCCUUCUCCUCAGUCAUCUCCUGAGGGGGACAGUGGAACUACACAGAUACAUAAAGAUGGAUUUAGUUUGUCUGGUGCAACUGCAGCAGUUAUAUCCACAGUGUGUGUUUAUGUCAACAAACAUGGAAAUUCUGGGCCUCACCUGGAUAAGAAGAAGGUUCAGCAGCUUCCAGACCACUUUGGACCAGGUCCUGUCAAUGUGGUACUUCAGCAGGCUGUACAGGCUUGUGUGGAUUGUGCCUAUCAAGCCAAAACAGUCUUUGGAUUUCUGAAAUCUGGCCAUCAUGGAGGGGAAGUGAUAACUGCUUCCUUUGAUGGGGAAAAGCAUGCCAUCAAUCUUCCUUCUGUAAACAGUGCAUCAUUUGUCCUGCGCUUCUUGGAGAAGCUCUGCCACAGCCUGCAGUGUGAUAAUCUCUUCAGUAGCCAGCCUUUCAGCCCUUACAUGGGAUGUGCACAUAGUCCUACAGAGUAUGAUAGGAACAAGCCAGCCAAAGAAGAAAUACCUGAAAACAGGAAUGCUAAACGAUACUCUCAGGACUCUCCACCAUAUACUGCUCCUCUUUCCCCUAAACUUCCCAGAAAGGAUGCUCAUCCAUCUGAAGCAGAAACUUUGCCUAUAGAGGAAAACAGCACUUCCAAAGAACACCGAUUUUCUGAGGACUCUAUGGAUUCUGCACUUAAUUCUGUAAAUCUGUCAAGCCCAACCUGUCGAAAUUCCACAGAGUACCGUACUGCAGGAAGUGCUGCAUAUUACAGAAAUUCCCAUCAGCCAGCAACUGCUACCUCAAAUUCAACCCCAAUCCUGCGCAGUCUGUCUUUGAGCUCUGCUGGGAGCAGCAGUUACUGUGAAGUCAGUAGGAAUCGAAUACAGAGGCGAAUUGAAGCUGCAAGUUCCACAACUGGACCGGAUUUGAAUUCACUAAAAAGGGAACCUUCAAGAAUAUUGAAUAAGGACCCUUCCACCUGGUCAAUAGAGGAAGUGGUGCGUUUUGUGAAAGAAGCUGAUCCACAGGCACUGGCUCCACAUGCAGAACUCUUUAGGAGACAUGAAAUUGAUGGGAAGGCACUGCUCUUACUCAGGAGUGAUAUGAUAGUGAAAUAUAUGGGACUGAAGCUGGGGCCUGCCCUUAAGUUGUGCUACCACAUUGAACGACUUAAACAAGGCUUCAGCCAAUGUAUUCAUAUUCAGAACCAAAACAGCUGAAUCCCAAAGGGAAAUAAUAAAAUAAACCGGCUUCAGGUGUUUAAAAUUUUUACAGUGGUGCCUGUAAACUUUUAUAUUGCAAGAAAAACUUGAAAUAGAAGAUCUCAUCUCUGUAGUGAAUACUCUGUCUGGUCUUCCAGAAGAGAAGAAGGGUUAUGGAAGAGAGGGCUUAAUACAAAUAUAAGCUUUUAUAAAGUGUGAUUAUCAGUCCUUCAGUAAGUUAUGAGGACAAAUAUAUGGUAUAUUGUCAAUUUAUGCAGGCAAUAAAUAUUUCUGUUUCAUGGAACGGCAUAUUGGCUGUGUAAACAGCCAUUUCUGGGACAAACUGAUUUCACUGGAACAAUGCAUCCACAUCGUAAACAUUCCAUCUUUUUGCUCAGUUUGGCAUGGAUACGUGUGUUCAUGCUUUUUAUAUGUACCUGUGUAUGUGUCAGGGAAAUACAUACUAUAUAUAUAUAAAAAUACAUACACAGUGUACAUAUGUAUUCAGUUUUUAAUAUGUACUUUGCACUGUGCCAGAGAGAACUGUACAAUUUCUUGUUGUUUUUUUUACCAGUAAAUUUAGCUGUGUAUUACUUUCUUUAGCACCCGUUUAAUUUGUUCUUGGAGUCAGAAGGUGACAAACAAUCAAAAGGUGUCUUUAUUCAUACAGGUGAGAUCCCUGUACUAUGCAAUACUCCUGAAUAUUCAUCCCUUAAAUCUGAGCCAUAUAUUCUGAUAUAUUUUUGGAAAGACACAUUGGUUACUAUGUUUUGGGUUUAUAUUUCCUGUAAGGAAGUGCUACUAUGUAACUGAUAAACCUUUUUUUGGGGGGUAAAAUUGGUGCUGUUUGUUUAAGCUGCAAGAAUGAGUGGUGAUAAUAAAACAGUUUGUUGUCACUGCGAUUGUAAUAUACAUCAGGGAGAAGAAAAUAUACUUUCUGUGUAGGAAACUGAAUGUAAUAGUGAAACCAUAUAUAAUAGUAAAGUGAUAAAAACUGUUUGUUAGGGAAGGUGUAGUCCUCAAAUGCUAGGGUUUAUUAUAUUUCUUAAUACCUUUUUAUAUGAAAGCAUAUAGUAUAAAUGUAUUUUUUACAAAUUCCUUUUUUGAAAAUGCCUUGCUUUACUAGUAGUCUGAUACUCAUCAGGUUUCAACAGAGAUACUGCUGCAAAAUAGUGAAUUUGGUGACUCACAAGUCUAAGUAUUUCGUUAGUUUAAGUGACUACAAUGCAAUUUUAAUUCAGCAAGUCAUUUGGACUUUGAGAAUUGUUUUUCUUAUUACAUCAUUAGACAUUUGACACUAAAGUUUAUCUAUAUCAAUUUGUUUUGCAUAUCUUUUGUGGCGCAUGUGUGCUUAGACAAAUAGUACAGGCAUACUCUUUGUAGUGAGAAAAGUCAGAGCAUUCAUUGAAGAAACAGAAUAUUUUCUCUUUAUGUUAGAAAAAUACUGACUUAACUUCCGUAUGGAUACACGAACAAUUAUGUAUUAAGGAAAACAUCAUGCCCCACAUGUUCAGUAUAUUGUUUAUACAUAUAUAUAAUUGUAUACUAUUUCUUCCACACUUUAUUAUGCUGAAUUUGGGUUCUUCAGCAUAAAAAGAUCUCAUAUAGUUUAAGUGGAAGUAAUUGUCUGAAAACAGUUUUCAUUUUCUACGUUGCCCUUGGCAUAAAAAAAACAAAGAUGUUUAAAUUUUCUGUUUGGCCUUUAUGGAAUGACAUUUUUGUACAUGGCACUAUUAUGGGUAUAAAUAUUUGUUCAAGGCUUUGUGUGCACCCAUGUGCACAGGGAAUACUGUGAUUUGCUGUACCAGAAUUUCUCCACGUGCUAUAGCAUGAGGUUCAAGCAUUCAGAGUGUUACAGCAGAAUAUAUUUUUUAUUCUUUAUUUUCAA